CCACGUGUUUUCUAAUUUUGCACUUUGUACUCGAAAUUAUUACAAUAAAAAAUGUUAGCAAUUAUCAUAACUGAAUUGUAAAAAAAACAUUCUUGGAAAUUAUUAAGUGUUACUAUCAAAUAGACAUCUAUUUUGCCUCAUAUAAUGUCGACGAUACAAAAUUUUCUCGAAACACCUAUAACAUGUUCUGUUUUUUACGUAGCAUUAGUUUCACUUUUACUUGGAUUUUCAAAAGAUCAACAAUUUAACGAGAACAGAAGACCUGAUCGAGAGGAAUAUGAUUUUAUUAUUGUGGGUGGUGGUUCUGCUGGUUGCGUAUUGGCAAAUCGUUUGUCAGAAAGACGAGAAUGGAGUGUACUAUUACUGGAAGCUGGAAGAGAAGAACCUGUAUUAGCCGAAAUUCCAGGUUUUUCAUUUACUGUCCGUGAAACAGAUAUUGAUUGGAAUUAUCGAACACAACCUACCAAAUUUGCAUGUAUUAGAAACAAAGGAUGUGUUUGGCCACGUGGACGAGUAAUGGGCGGUUCGAGUACAAUUAAUUAUAUGCUGUACGUUAGGGGAAAUCGUGAUGACUAUGACUCCUGGGCUAGAAUGGGAAAUUCUGGAUGGAGUUACGAUGAGGUUCUGCCUUAUUUCAAACGAUCGGAAGACAACAGAGAUCCUGAUAUUUUGGAACAAAGUCCAAAUUAUCACAGCACUGGAGGAUAUCAGCAAGUCCAACGACUUAAUUAUAAAGACCAGCCUACGAAAAUUGUAUUCAAAGCAUUCCUAGAGCUUGGAUUUAAUGAGACAGACAUCAAUGGAGAACAUCAAAUAGGCGUCGCACAUUUGCAAGCAACAUCAAUUAAUGGAUCUCGUGUCAGUACAAAUAGAGCAUUCAUCCGACCAAUUAGAGAAAGUAGAACAAACUUAUUUGUUAAGAGUGAAUCGUAUGUAACAAGAGUUUUAAUAGAUCCAGGCUCAAGAAGAGCUACAGGUGUUGAAUAUACACAUAUACCAACAGGAAAAAGUACAAUAGUUUAUGCAAGAAAAGAAGUUAUUGUCUCAUCAGGUGUUGUUAAUUCACCAAAAUUACUUAUGCUCUCUGGUGUUGGUCCACGGGAUGAACUUGAAAAACACGGUAUUCCUGUUAUUAAAGAAUUACCAGUUGGCAAUAAUUUACAUGAUCAUGUGUCAUUUCAAGGAUUAUUUGUUCAAAUUAAUCCCGAUAUGGUCAAUAAUCCAAAGUGCGAAAAAAGAGUCGAGGAUUUAAAUUAUUAUCUAACUACACGCGAUGGACCACUUUCAUCAACAAGUAUUACCUCAGUUUCUGCAUUUGUACGCACUAAAUAUGAAAAACGUCGUGAAUUACCUGAUAUACAAUUUCAAUUUGGUAAUUUUGGUGUGUCGCCUUAUUUUCAAAAAUUUGCCAUUCUACCAGUUCUUUUACAACCAAAAAGUAAAGGAUUUGUGAGAUUAAAUUUUACCGAUUUAAUUUGGGGUGAUCCUAUAAUUCAACCGAAUUAUUUUACCGAGGACAUCGAUGUGAAACGAAUGGUUGAAGGUAUAAGAAUAGGUCUCGAGUUAUUUAGAACGUCAGCUUUUACGCAAAAUCAAUUUCAAUUGGUGAUACAAGCCAUGCCACCUUGUGAUAAAAUUGAGUACAAUACUGAUGAGUAUUGGAUUUGUAUUAUCAGACAGUACACUGAUACAUUUUAUCAUCCAGUGGGUACUUGCAAAAUGGGACCAAAUGAUGAUCCUGGAGCAGUUGUUGAUACAAAUUUACGUGUCUAUGGAAUUCAAGGCCUACGAGUGAUUGAUGCAUCUAUUAUGCCAAUUGUUCCAAGGGGAAAUACCAAUGCACCAACAAUUAUGGUUGCCGAGAAAGCGAGUGAUAUGAUAAAAAAGGAUUGGAUACAAUCGGGAUGGUGGAGUUCGCUUCAAGAAUAAGAGAUGGUAUCUCGCAUAAUGUAAAGAAUGUGGAAACAAUAAAACAUGUAAAGACUGUGAGAAAUUAA
Molecule: messenger RNA, 1997 nt
Organism: Leptopilina boulardi
Lineage: Eukaryota; Metazoa; Arthropoda; Insecta; Hymenoptera; Figitidae
Product: glucose dehydrogenase [FAD, quinone]-like
Exons: 5
Coding region: 145-1929 (594 amino acids)
Molecular function (GO): oxidoreductase activity, acting on CH-OH group of donors; flavin adenine dinucleotide binding
Source: RefSeq, a predicted model, not a curated record